AUGCCUUCAAUUCGAAUCUCAUCGCUCACAUUCGAGCACCAUGCGACUGGAUUUGGUAUUGGCCAUGCCAAACCUCGGAUUUCGUGGCGCUUCGACAAUGACGGGGACGUGAAGAAUUGGGUGCAAGAGUCGUACGAGAUUCAACUCACUGGGCAGGAUCCAACGCAGAGGCCAGACACGCUUACCAUCAGAAGCGCCGACUCAGUUCUGGUUCCUUGGCCAUGGCGAGCUCUGGCGUCACGAGAAUCUGUUCAAGUUCAGGUCCGGACUCACGGCGUGUCCACAGACGACUCCGGCAACAGCACGACUGUUAGCACCGAGUGGUCAAGUCCGGUCACCAUCGAGACAGCGUUGCUCGACAACGCAGACUGGAAAGCAAAAUUGACGGCAUCUUCGUUCCAGCCUCCGGAAAGAGAGACGCUGCGACCCAUGUUGUUCCGAAAAUCCUUCUCGCUGCCCGGCGACGCGGGGCCCAUAUCGCAAGCCCGCCUCUACAUCACGGCGCAUGGGGUGUACAAAGCGUAUCUCAACGGCCAGCAGAUUGGCAACGAGGAAAUGGCACCUGGAUGGACGAACUACAAGAGUCGGCUUCUCUUCUCGACGUUCGACGUGACCCAGCAGCUCCGAAUGGCAAAGAACGGAUCCAAUGUACUCGGUGUCGAAGUUGCCGAGGGCUGGUUCGCUGGUCGCUUAGCCUGGGCCGAUCAGCGCUGGGUAUACGGAAACCGCAUUGCAUUCCUAGCACAGCUCGAGGUUCGCUUCGACGACGGCAGUCAAUUGUACACUCUUACCUCCGACAACACGUGGACAUGCCGUCACAGUGCGACUGUGCGCUCCGAAAUUUACGACGGAGAAGACUAUGACGCUCGCGAGGACGAAAAAAUAACGGGGUGGGACAGCGAUCCCAGCUUCGACGAGGGCGGGGCUUGGAUGGAAACGGAGGAGCUGGCGUUCCCCUCUGCUCAGCUCGUCUCCUCGGACACGCCGCCUGUACGCGCCACAGAGACUAUUUCGCCGCUCAAGAUUUUCAAGUCGCCGUCUGGCAAGACUCUUGUUGACUUCGGCCAGAACCUGGUGGGAAAGCUUCAAGUGCGUCUCCCAGCGGCAGACAAAGACGGGCACAUCAUCAAGUUCACGCAUGCCGAGGUCCUUGAGCACGACGAGCUGGGCACCCGCCCUCUCCGGACCGCCAAGGCACUCGACCGUGUCUUUUUGUCUCAGCAGACGCACACUCAGCCGUCCACUUGGUCGCCCAAAUUCACCUUCCACGGCUUUCGCUAUGUGCAGGUCGACGGGUGGCCGACCCCUGAUGGCAUGCCCGCUGUUGGGGACCUUGCAGGCCUUGUCUUGCACAGUGACAUGAAGCGAACCGGAUGGUUCUCCUGCUCUGAACCACUCAUCAACAAGCUUCACGAAAAUGUGGUGUGGAGUAUGAAAGGCAACUUUUUCUCGAUACCAACAGACUGCCCUCAGCGCGAUGAACGACUUGGCUGGACGGGCGACAUUCAAGUCUUCUCUCCCUCGGCCAAUUUCAUCUACGACACGCGAGGGUUUCUCGGGAGUUGGCUCGAAGAUGUUCUGGCCGAGCAGCUACGAGACAACAAUCCGGGCUAUCCAGGGCUUGUGGUCCCUGAUGUUCUUGGAGACGACUUGGGGGCGCAAAGUGUCUGGCACGAUGUCACUGUGCUGACACCGUGGGACCUCUAUAACAGCUCGGGUGAUGUGGAGAUUUUGCGCAAGCAGUAUCCGAGCAUGAAGAUAUGGGUAGACAAGGGAAUACCCAGAGGCGACAACGGUCUGUGGGACCAGAAUGCCUGGCAGUUUGGUGAUUGGCUCGACCCUGCAGCUCCUCCGGAUGACGCAGCCGCGGGAAGGACCGAUGUCAUUAUUGUCGCGGACUGCUACUUGGUUCGGGUUCUCGAGGCCAUUAGCAAAAUCAGUUCUCUCCUUGGCGAAACAGAGGAUGCACAUCGGUACAGUGAGGAUGCUGCCAGGACCAAGGCAGCUUUCGGACGGGAGUAUAUUGCUUCUUCCGGUCUCCUUGUGGGAGACACUCAGACGGCAUAUGCGCUUGCGCUCAGGUUCGGGCUCUUUGACAGCACCGAAAAAGUUGAGAGGGCGGCGGAACGCCUUUGCCAUCUCAUUCAGGCCGCCAAGUACCGCAUCGCGACGGGAUUUGCAGGCACCCCCGUUAUCACACAUGCUCUCUCAGGCACUGGCAACCAUCAGAUGGCCUAUCGUAUGCUCCUCGAGCAGAGCUGUCCGUCGUGGCUCUAUCCAGUCACCAUGGGCGCAACAACCAUCUGGGAGAGGUGGGACAGUAUGCUUCCCGACGGCACGAUCAACCCGGGCGAAAUGACUAGCUUCAACCAUUAUGCCCUGGGCUCUGUUGCCAAUUGGUUACACGAGUGUGUUGGUGGUAUUGCCUCUCGCACGCCUGGGUGGCGGUCCAUCAAGGUCAAGCCGCUUCCAGGCGGCACAAUCACAAAUGCAGACGUGGCGUAUGAGAGCCCGUACGGGCGAAUUGCAUGCUCUUGGAAUGUCAACGAGGCCAAGGACACGUUCAAUAUGACCCUCGUUGUUCCUCCCAACGCCAGGGCACUUGUCGUUUUACCAUCCGAAUGGCAAGCGGCGAGUCAGGAGCCAGGGGACGAGAAAGGCAUCGCGGUUGGGCGCUUGGCCUCCACCGCCAACAUUUAA
This is a messenger RNA of Sporothrix brasiliensis 5110, 2700 nucleotides long. RefSeq names its product alpha-L-rhamnosidase. The transcript is spliced from 2 exons. The coding region runs from base 1 to 2700 and encodes 899 amino acids. Gene Ontology annotation, biological process: carbohydrate metabolic process. Lineage: Eukaryota; Fungi; Ascomycota; Sordariomycetes; Ophiostomatales; Ophiostomataceae. The record is from RefSeq and is a predicted model, not a curated record.